AUGCUCAUCGAGAAGUGGCUCAACGACCACUUUGGUUUGUCCAACCUUGUUUAUCGACGCGGCGCGGUGGUCGGCGAUGGCGUGUUAGAAGGCGACGGCGUGUUCGACGGCGCCGGCGUAUUAGAAGGCGACGGCGUGGCCGAGUUGGAGGGCGAUGGCGUGUUGGAAGGUGACGGAGUGGUGGACGGCGACGGCGUAUUCGAGGGCGACGGCGUGGCCGAGUUGGAGGGGGAUGGCGUGGUAGAGGGCGACGGCGUGGUGGAAGGCGACCAACCCCCAUUCAAAACAAAAGGCCGGAUAGAGAAAAAGGGGAAAAGAUGA
This is a messenger RNA of Acanthamoeba castellanii str. Neff, 321 nucleotides long. RefSeq lists its product as uncharacterized. Lineage: Eukaryota; Discosea; Longamoebia; Acanthamoebidae. The record is from RefSeq and is a predicted model, not a curated record. The transcript is spliced from 2 exons. Bases 1 to 321 code for a protein of 106 amino acids.